GCUGCCGCAGGCGCGCGCGUUGAGCGCCGAGCAGCCGAUGGAGAUGGCGGCUGAGAUUCUGUGAGCGACCGCCGAGGCCCAGAGCCCGGUCCUGGGAACAAGACGCGCCUGCGUGCUUGCGAAAGCCCGGGCCGGGUCUCCUCCUGUUCCAGAGAGGAAGCCUCAUCCAGGGCCAGGAUGCUUCCCGAUCACCCAUGUGCUGCGAGGUUAAGCUAAUGCCGCAGGAGCCCUGGCCCCUUGGACGGAACCACGCUGCCUGUUGGCAUGAGACUCCUGCCUUCCUGAGGUUGAGAGGGGCGCUGCCAUGGCUUCCCUGGACGAGCCCGGGGAAGUGAGGGAGGGCUUCCUUUGCCCUCUGUGCCUGAAGGACCUGCAGUCUUUCUAUCAGCUUCAGUCACAUUACGAAGAAGAGCACUCGGGAGAAGACCGAGAUGUCAGAGGGCAAAUUAAAAGUCUGAUGCAGAAGGCGAAGAAGGCCAAGAACAAGUUGCUGAAACGCGAAGGGGAUGACCGAGCAGACUCGGGAGCCCAAGGAUAUGAGUCUUUCAGCUACGGAGGCGUCGAUCCUUACAUGUGGGAGCCCCAGGAGCUUGGUGCCGUGCGAAGCCAUCUUUCUGACUUCAAAAAACACCGAGCUGCCAGAAUUGACCACUACGUCGUCGAAGUCAAUAAACUAAUAAUCAGGUUAGAGAAGCUCACCGCAUUCGACAGAAUGAACACCGAGUCUGCCAAGAUUCGAGCAAUAGAGAAGUCUGUGGUGCCUUGGGUCAAUGACCAGGAUGUCCCUUUCUGUCCAGACUGUGGCAAUAAGUUCAGCAUCCGUAACCGCCGCCACCACUGCCGCCUCUGCGGGUCUAUCAUGUGCAAGAAGUGCAUGGAGCUCAUCAGCCUUCCCUUUGCAAACAAGCUCACCAGUGCCAGCAAGGACUCCCUGAGCACCCACACCAGCCCCAGCCAGUCCCCCAACAGCGUGCACGGCUCACGCCGGGGCAGCAUCAGCAGCAUCAGCAGCGUGAGCUCAGUGCUGGACGAGAAGGACGAUGACCGCAUCCGCUGCUGCACGCACUGCAAGGACACGCUGCUCAAGAGGGAGCAGCAGAUCGACGAGAAGGAGCACACGCCCACCAUCGUGAGGCUCUACGAGAAAUUACGACUUUGCAUGGAGAAGGUCGACCAGAAAGCCCCCGAAUACAUCAAGAUGGCAGCGUCCCUGAAUGCUGGGGAGACAACCUACAGCCUGGAACAUGCCAGUGACCUUCGACUCGAAGUGCAAAAAGUAUAUGAGCUAAUAGAUGCUUUAAGUAAGAAGAUUUUAACCUUAGGCUUGAACCAGGACCCUCCACCACACCCGAACACUUUGCGUUUGCAGAGGAUGAUCAGGUGCUCAGCCACGCUUUUUGUGCAGGAGAAGUUGCUGGGCCUGAUGUCACUGCCAACCAAAGAGCAGUUUGAGGAACUGAAAAAGAAAAGGAAGCAGGACCUGGAGAGGAAGAGGACCAUGGAGAGGCAGGCUGCCCUGGAGUCCCAGCGACGGCUUGAGGAAAGGCAGAGUGGCCUGGUGUCUCGAGCGACCAACGGGGAGGUGGCACCCCUCCGCAGGGGCCCCGGCCCCCUGAGGAAGGCUGAGGGCUGGCUCCCGCUCUCAGGGGGCCAGGGACAAAGCGAGGACCCCGACCCGCUCCUGCAGCAGAUCCACAACAUCACGUCGUUCAUCAGGCAGGCCAAGGCCGCGGGCCGCGCCGACGAGGUGCGCACGCUGCAGGAGAACCUGCGGCAGCUGCAGGAUGAGUACGACCAGCAGCAGACGGAGAAGGCCAUCGAGCUGUCCCGGAGGCAGGCCGAGGAGGAGGAGCUGCAGCGGGAGCAGCUGCAGAUGCUCAGAGAGCGGGAGUGGGAGCGCGAGCGGGUCCGGGCGGCGCCGCUGCACUCGCGGACUCGCUCCCUGGACUUCCAGCGGGAGCCCGGCCGCGGGCUGCGCACCCACCUGGCUCAUGCUUUGGAUCUAGGCCCCUCCCCAGCUCAGAGCGGCACGGCCCCCAAGACCCCGUCCCCCAGCCCAGCUCAAGCGUGGUCUGGGCCCCCCGCCCUCGACCAGGAAGGCCCGCCCCAGAGCACUGUCUCUCAGCCUCCCCUGAACCCCUUUGAGGAGGAAGACCGCCCCAGCCCCCCGGGAGAGGGCGCGGUCAGCCCCGCUGCUGCAGAGGCGGCCCCGCUCCCCAAGGAAUACAAUCCUUUCGAGGAGGAGGAGGAAGAGGAGCCCGAGGCUGGGAACCCCUUCACUGGCCCAGACGGCCUGGCGCCCAACCCCUUCGAGGAGGAAGAGGCCCGUCCCUGUCUGAGGCCUGCAAGCCCCCCUGCCCCUGGCAACCCCUUCGAGGAGCCCGCCGGCACCAACCCCUUCGAGGUGGACAGCGACAGUGGCCCGGAGGUGGAGGAGCGCAUCGAGGAGGAGCUGCUCCUGCAGCAGAUCGACAACAUCAAGGCCUACAUCUUCGAUGCCAAGCAGUGCGGCCGCCUGGACGAGGUGGAGGUGCUGACGGAGAACCUGCGGGAGCUGAAGUGCACGCUGGCCAAGCAGAAGGGCGGCCCCGACUGAGCCGUGGGGCGGGGCCUGGGGCCGGAGGGGCGGGGCCUGGGGCGGGGCGGAGCGGGAGGGGAGGAGGCGGGUGCACGCGGUGCCCGCAGCGGGGUGCCAGCCUGCUGUGCUGCGCUGUGCGUGCUGUGCACUCGGGGGUGCCAGCACAGCCGAGUAUCAGGACGGGAGCCACGGUCACUCGUGCCUCGCUGGCUUCCCUGCCUUUUUUUUUUUUUUUUUAAUUGGGGUUUUCCCCUGUGAUAAGGGACUUAACAUUUUUACUACCGAGUUUUAAGUGACACCGCCGUCGUGGGCCAGGGCAGAAAUGGCUACCGUGUCCCUCCUGGGCCCAUUCGCAGCUGCCCAGUCUCAUUAUGCAGUAUUAUGGGGUAGCCUUGUACGGGCCCUUCCUUUAGCGACACGGCUGGAUGGAUCCUGUUGAGGUGUCCUCUGCUCUGGCAGAAGUCGGUCCCCCUUAGGCUCUCUGGGUUCCAUUUCACCUGUGGAUUCCUCUGUGCUGCUCGGGGCCUCCUGUCUGUGCACUGGAGGGCCCAGGACAGCCUGGCAUCCCUUUUUAUGAUGAGUAUCUGUGGCCCUCUCACUUUAACCCAUUAUCUCCCGUCGUCCUGUGUUCAGGACACCUAUAAAGACUUGAGCAGUUUUAUAGGUGUGCUAUAAAAUUUUAUAGAUUUUUUAUGGGUGUUCUGUAUAUAAGGCGAUGACACAUGUGGGUUAAGGAAGCAAAGCUCCCAGUGCUAGAGGGUCGAGGAGAACUUGAUCGUGAGUGCAGUAGGAAGGAGGAGUGGUGGGCUUUCUGGUCUGUUUGGGGAAAUGUUGCUGGGAUGGAAGGAUCAUCUGUGCAGGGAACCCUCCCUCCUGAGCUUUGGCAAAUGGCCCUGAUCGGUGGUCAGGAAGCUUCUGUGGAGCAUCGUCCAGGAGAGGAGAAGCUUCCCUGAGUCAGAAGAGAAACUUCCAGAGCUGCUCCUUCAGCCUUCCUCUCCAUCAGUUCACCCCGCCUGGGGCGCUGGUAAGACAUUUCCUCACCAUUUUAGUAUUGAGAAACUGCAAUGUUGAAGAGGCACAGCCCAGGAUCAUUCCAGCCACGCAUAGUACUUGAACUCCUCAUCAAGGCCAGAGGAGGACUGUGUUCACUCAGCUCUGGUGCUUUGGCUUACAGGAGCAGGACACUUGCUGACCUUGAUAUCAUGAUAUCCCCGAGUGCUCAGCGCCGGGCAGAGCCUCUGCCAUGACACUUGGUAGUUCAUGGACAGUAACUGACCACUAGUCACUUUAUAGCCCUUAGCUAACUCCGGGCCAGGCUUCCCUGGGUCCCGGUGUGAGAGCUGGAACCCACUGUCGCAUUCUGGCGAAGGCCCCUCUAGGUACAGAGUGGCGGGACUCCCGAGAGGUGUGGCUUCUGUGUCGACUCUGCUGCUCGCUCUUCGGCAUCUGCUGGGUCUUUUGGCCACAUGAAGCCCUGUACAGGGGCAGGGAGUGGGGGGCUGUGGGGUGGGGGCCGCUGUGCCUUGGGACCCUGCUCUCCAGGGCGAUGGUGGCUUCCUGACAUCAGCCCUUACCAGGGGCUCUUCUGGGAAGUGUGCAGCUGGCGUCUAAGAUGUCACCUGCUGCAGGCCCCUUUUCUUUUCCAGGGCCCAGGCCCUUGAUGCUGUCACUCUGGGGCUUUGCGGAUGUCAGCAGGCGCCUCCCUCCUGGGUCUGUCAUUCCUGUCUGACUGGGAGGAGGAGGAGGCUCUCUGCACUGAAAGAAGCUACGUGCUGCUUUCUCUCGAAGUUGCUUUUCUUAUGAGAAUGUCUCUUAGCUAGGUGAUGAUUUCAAUGAACACUGAUUCACUAACUGGCCUUCCCUGAGAUCAUCCCCAGGUAGCAAUCUGUAAGUAACUAAGCGCAUCGAGAAACACACAAAAAAUGUUUUUUAAAACUCUAGAAAAAAAUCCAAUUCACUCAAUAUACUAAACCAAACUAAGAUCUGCCCCUCGGGUCUCACAGACUUCUUCCGUGGCUGUAUGCUUCCAGUUAACUCUUCCAGGGCCACGGUCUCCUGGAAAUGAGACCAGACAGGAGCCAGAACGCUCUACCUCCCGGGCUGAAUCCCUUGCCAGAAUUCACGUGGGCAGGGGUGGAUUUCAGAGAUGGGCUGACAUCAGAGAGCUGGCCCAUGAACCGCAAGUCCAAUUUCAAGUUCUUGCCUCCUGCGGCCAUUCCACCCUCCUGCAGCCCUUCAGGGCAAGCAGCUCCGUCUCGUCCUCGAAGUUCUCUCCUAGCGUAGGUCAUGGUUGGAGGUGGAAGAGACUUAGGGGACUCGGCUGUCCAAUGAAGCUGGCUUCCCCCUCGUUCGCCUUGUUCAUAUUUCCCCAUCUAAUACACGAAGGACACUCACUCAUUAUUCUUGCCACUGAUGUAUCUUUGCCGUCCAGAUACUAAAAGGAACCUCCGAGUCAUCGCAAGCCACGUGGAAGGUUGGACAUGGGCAUCAUUAGGUCACGGGGCUUGAAGUGGGAAGCGGGUCUCUUCAUCAGGUCACAGACUGGAGUUAGCGGAGGGUGCUGGUCAUCAGACGAUGUAGCUGCCGGUCGUUACGUGCAUGCGCUACUCUGGGGCCUUGUAUCGGAACCUUUUUUUAAAAAAUAAAAUAACAGAUAUUAAAGGUCGGGUGUGUGUGUGUGUG
This is a messenger RNA of Sciurus carolinensis (gray squirrel), 5260 nucleotides long. RefSeq names its product rabenosyn, RAB effector (gene Rbsn). NCBI's taxonomy places the organism in Eukaryota, Metazoa, Chordata, Mammalia, Rodentia, Sciuridae. The transcript has 12 exons. The record is from RefSeq and is a predicted model, not a curated record. Gene Ontology annotation, molecular function: metal ion binding. Bases 305 to 2596 code for a protein of 763 amino acids.